Phyllostomus discolor (pale spear-nosed bat) is the source of this 5299-nucleotide messenger RNA. It is a transcript of the gene CR2, whose product is annotated as complement C3d receptor 2. NCBI's taxonomy places the organism in Eukaryota, Metazoa, Chordata, Mammalia, Chiroptera, Phyllostomidae. Gene Ontology annotation, biological process: negative regulation of complement activation, classical pathway. The transcript has 27 exons. The coding region runs from base 103 to 4524 and encodes 1473 amino acids. The record is from RefSeq and is a predicted model, not a curated record.
CCCUUGCUUGCAGCUGCCUCCUGUUUCAGCCCUACGCUCCUGGAGCUGCCAGAGGCUCGCGGAUCUCGGAACGCAUCCCACCGCUGAGGCUGCCGCCGUGGCAUGGGCACCGCGGGCCUGCUCUGGGUUUUCUUGGCUCUCCUCACGCCUAGGGUCCUCGGUCAGUGUAAGUUCCUGCCAAGGUAUCCUUUUGCUAAGCCAAAAGUUCAGAGUAAUCAGUCUGAGUUUGCUAUUGGGACAUCUUUGGAAUAUGAAUGCCUUCCUGGGUAUAUCAAAAGGUCAUUCUCUACCACCUGCCUAGAGACCUCCGAGUGGUCAGAUGCUCAGCAAUACUGUAAACGUAAAUCAUGUGUAAGUCCUGGAGAACUCCUCCAUGGCUCUGUCCUCACACACAUGAAUAUCGAAUUUGGGUCUACAAUUACAUAUUCUUGUAACAAAGGAUACCGACUCAUUGGUGACUCAUCUGCUACAUGUAUUAUCUCAGGCAAUACUGUAACCUGGGAUAAGGACAUGCCUUUAUGUGAAUCUAUUCCUUGUGAGGCACCCCCAGAAAUCUCCAAUGGGAACUUUUCUAGCAGCAGUAGAGAGAAUUUUUACUAUGGAAUGGUGGUGACUUAUCAGUGCCAUGUUGGACAGAAUGGGGAAAAGUUGUUUGACCUUGUGGGUGAGAAGUCAAUAUAUUGCACCAGCAAAGACAAUCAAGUUGGCAUCUGGAGUGGCCCUCCUCCUCAGUGUAUUAAUCUAGUCAGAUGCCCAAUUCCAGAAGUUGAAAAUGGAAUUAUAGAAUUUGGAUAUAGACGUUCAUUUUCCUUAAAUGAUACUUUGAUGUUUAAGUGUAAGCCUGGCUUUACCAUGAAAGGCAGCAACACAGUAUGGUGCCAACCAAACAGUAAAUGGGAUCCUCCACUGCCAAGGUGCUUCAAGGGGUGUCUACCACCUCCACAUAUCCACCAUGGUAAUUAUAACAAAAUGGAUAAGGAAUUCUUUGCAAUUGGACAGAAAGUGUCCUACAGCUGUGAGCCUGGCUACAGUCUCAUUGGAGCUAACGCUAUGCAGUGUACAUCCUUGGGAACCUGGAGCCAUACAGCCCCCAAAUGUGAAGUGGACUCAUGCGAUGCCAUUCCAAACCAAUUUCUCAACGGCCAGGUGGUGGCUCCUCCUAAUCUCCAGCCUGGGGCAGAGGUUUCUUUUGUUUGUAAUGAGGGGUACCGGUUAAGUGGCAAAUCUUCUAGUCAGUGUGUCUCAGAAGGGAUGACAGUACGCUGGAAUAAUAAGUUUCCCGUCUGUGAACGGAUUUCUUGUGACCGUCCUCCUGAAAUAAAAAAUGGUCAUACCAGUUCUGUUACUGUCCCUGUACCUAUUAAUACUGUUGUGAGGUACAGGUGUUUGCCUAACUACCGCCUCAUUGGAGAAAGAAGCCUUUUUUGUAUUAGUAGAGACCAAGUGAAAGGAACCUGGGAUAAAGAUGCUCCUAUAUGUGAAUAUUUCAACAGGCGGUCUACUUGCCCUGAGCCCAUAGUACCAGGGGGAUACAAAAAUAAAGUAUCUAGGCCACCAUACAGACAUGGUGAUUCUGUGACAUUUACCUGUAACACCAACUUCACCAUGAAAGGAAACAAGACUGUUUGGUGCCGAGCAAAUACAAAAUGGGGACCAACACCACUACCAAUUUGUGAGAGUGAUUUCCCCCUGGAGUGUCCACCACUUCCCAUGGUCCUCAACGGAAAUCACACAGGAAACAAUGUUGGCCCCUUUGUCCCUGGAUCGUCUGUGAAUUACCACUGUGAACCCGGUUACUUGCUUGUUGGAGAAAAAAACAUUCGUUGUUUGUCUUCAGGAGCCUGGAGUGCUGUCAUUCCAAAAUGUGAAGAAGCACGGUGUGCACCUCCAAGUCCAUUAGUCAAUGGGAAGAUAAAGGAGCCUUCAAGUCUUCAGGUUGGCGUAACUGUGAGCUUUUCCUGUAAUGAAGGGUAUAGAUUAGAGGGCCUACCUUCUAGUCAGUGUGUAAUUGCUGGACAGAAUGCUUUAUGGACCAAGAUGCCAGUGUGUAAAGAAAUUCUUUGCCCACCACCUCCUUCUAUUCUCAAUGGAAGACAUACAGGCAACCCUUCAAUGAACGUUCCAUAUGGGAGCACAGUCACUUACACCUGUGACCGGGGCCCAGAGGAAGGAGUGGACUUCAUCCUGACUGGGGAGAGCACGAUCCGUUGUACCAAUGAUAGUCAGAAGACUGGGACCUGGAGUGGCCCUGCCCCACGCUGCAAACUUUCUAUUUCUGGGAUUCAGUGUCCACCUCCCCAGAUCCUUAGAGGCCAAAUACUGUCUGGGCAGAAAGAUCAAUAUUCAUAUAACAACACUGUGGUAUUUGCUUGCUCAUUUGGCUUCACCUUGAAAGGUAGGAAGGAAAUACGAUGUAAUGGCCAAGGCAUCUGGGAGCCAUCCCCACCAGUCUGUGAAAAGGAGUGUCAAGCUCCUCCUAAAAUCCUCAAUGGGCACAAGGAAGAUGGACACAGAACCCUCUUCGAACCUGGAACAUCUAUAAAAUAUAGAUGUGACCCUGGCUAUGUGCUGGUGGGAGAAGAAUCCAUACAUUGUACCUCUGUGGGGGUGUGGACACCCACUGCCCCCAAGUGCAAAGUGGCAGAGUGUGAACCUAUAGGAAAACAUCUCUAUAGAAAACCCCAGGCUCAAUUUAUUAGACCAGAUGUUAAUUCUUCUUGUGAUGAAGGGUACCGGUUAGGUGAGAGUGUUUAUCAGCUUUGUCAAGGCAUGAUUCCUUGGUUUAUGGAGAUUCGUCUUUGUAAAGAAAUCACCUGUCCACCGCCCCCUGUUAUCUACAAUGGGAGACACACAGGCAGUUCCUCAGAAGACAUGCUGUAUGGAACCACAGUCACUUAUACGUGUGACCCUGGGCCUGAGAAAGGAGUGGAAUUCAGCCUCAUUGGGGAAAACACCAUCCACUGUAUAAGCAACAGUGAAGAGAGAGGCAUCUGGAGUGGCCCUGCUCCUCUGUGUAAACUUUCCCUCCCUGCUGUUUGGUGCUCAUAUGCCAGCAUUGCAAAUGGACACAAGAUAUCUGGCAAGGAAGCUCCAUAUAUCUACAAUGACAGUGUGACAUACGAGUGUGAUGAUGGAUUUACUUUGAAGGGCAGCAGUCAGAUUCGUUGCAAAGCCAAUAACACCUGGGAUCCUGAAAUACCCAUGUGUGAAAAAGACUGCCAGCCACCUUCUGGGCUCCUCCAUGGUCAGCACACAGGUGGAAACGGGGUCCUCUUUGUCUCUGGGAUGACUGUAGACUACACCUGUGACCCUGGCUACUUGCUUGUGGGCAGCAAAUCCAUUCAGUGUAUGUCUUCAGGAAAUUGGAGUCCUUCUGCCCCUCGGUGUGAAGAGGCACCAUGUCAGCCUGUGGGAGAAGAUGUUCAAGAGCUUCCAGGUGAUUUCCCUGUGAUUCCAGUUAAUACAUCCUGUCAUGACGGGUACCAGCUGACUGGACAUUCUUAUCGGAAGUGUCAAGAUGGUGAGAAUGGGGUUUGGUUCCAAAAGAUUCCACGCUGUAAAGCUAUUCACUGCCCACCUCCACCAGAGACUGACAAUGGGAGGCACACCGGUGUGAUGGCAGAACACUUUCUGUAUGGAACUGAAAUUUCUUAUGAAUGUGACCAAGGAUUCUCUCUUCUGGGAGAGAAAACUAUACGAUGCAUAAGUGAUUCUAAAGGACAUGGAUCUUGGAAUAGACCACCCCCACAGUGCUUAAAACCUCAUCCUGUGACCCAUUGCUCUAACCCAGAAGUCAAACAUGGAUACAUACUCAAUAAAACUCAUUCAUCAUAUUCCCACAAUGACAUUGUAUAUGUUGCCUGCAACCCCGGCUUCAUCAUAAAUGGCAGUGAGCUGAUUAAGUGUCAUACCAAUAACAAAUGGGUGCCAGGUGUACCAACUUGUAUCAAAAUGGCCCUCAUAGGAUGUCAACCUCCAUUUAAGAUCCCCAAUGGGAAUCACACUGGUGGCGAUACAGCUCGAUUUUAUGCUGGAAUGUCAGUCCUGUACAGCUGUGACGAAGGCUACCUGCUGGUGGGAGACGCACGCCUUUAUUGCACACGUGAGGGAACCUGGAGUCACCCUGCCCCUUUUUGUAAAGAGGUAAACUGUAGCUUCCCAGAGUAUAUGAAUGGAAUGCAGAAGGGGCUGGAGUCUGGGAAAAAGUAUCAGUAUGGUGCAAUUGUUACUUUGGAGUGUGAAGAUGGGUAUACCCUGGAAGGCAGUCCCCAGAGCCAGUGCCAGGAGGAUCAUGGAUGGAACCCUCCCCUGGCUGUUUGCAGAUCACAAGGCUCGCUUGCUCCUCUUCUUUGUGGUCUUUCUGCAGGUUUUGUGAUUCUUAUCUGCUUGAUUGGUGUCGUCUUACACAUGAUAUUAAAAUACAGAGUACACCAUUAUUAUACAAAUAAACACCCUACAAAAGAAGAUCUUCAUUUAGAAACACGAGAAGUCUAUUCUAUUGAUCCAUACAACCCAGCAAGCUAAUCAGAAGAUAAACUGUGUGCCUUCUUGCUUGGAAUCCAGCUGAAUGUGGAUUGGAAAGAAAGCAUUUGAACAUCAGCAAGUAAUUAAUUCAAUAUGAAUGAAACGAUUUCAUAAGCUAUUUCUUCCUAUUUGCACUUAUUUUGAAGCAAAACAAAGAAAGUUUGCUUGAUGGUAAAGAUGGGAGCCUGGUUUCACUGCCACCUGCUCUUCAAGGCGUUUUUGAAGCAUCACCUGUGAUGUGCCUGGAGCCAGGCUGGGGCUAUAAUCAAUUAUGUAGCUCUGAAAGUGUCACCGUUUUAAGGAAGGAACUAAAAUGAACUGUCCUUCUAUGUAGACUCUUCUUUUUGUAAUUAGCAUGCUUACUGUUACCAUAUACUUUUGGUUAUGGUGUGGUUUUAAUUCCCUGUGGCUAGUACGGGCAUACCUUUGUUGGGAAGUCUGAUUUUAUUUUAAUAUGGUUAAACAUGUAUUUUCAGAUAUGGUUAAACAUUUCACUUCUAUUUCCACUUGGUUUGAAUUUUUCUCAUAUUGCCUUUGGUUAUUGGGUAUUUGGCAAAGUGUAUUGGCUUAUUUGUUACCUUUCCAUAAUCACCCAGUAAUCAUAAUUUGCACAAUUUUUUAAGUUAUGGAGGUCAAGUUUCAAUUCUAACAUUUUUGUAUGCAAUCAAUCUGUAGAUAUUUCCUUGGCAGUUUUGUCAGAAGCUCUAGUUGCUUGUAAAAUGUCACUUGAUAAUAUGUACAUUAGUUAUUCAAAUAAAUUUUAUCUUAAAAAACA